AUGAAACAAGACUCUGAACACACUGUUGUGAUACUCGGCGCUGCGUACGGUGGGAGAAGAUGUGCUCAGACUUUAGCUCAGAUCUUACCUCCCGGUUGGAGAUUAGUGGUCAUUGAUAGGAAUACACAUUUUAAUCACGCAUAUGUUUUCCCACGUUAUACUGUCCUAUCUGUCCACGCUCCAAAAGCUUUCGUACCCUAUAUCAAAUCUUUUCUUCCAGGUCCAUUCGUCGUCGAAUCUGCUGAACUUACCCAACCUGUCCAAUCUACUCAGCCCGUUCAAUCCACCCAAUCUACUCAACAUACUCAGCCUGUUCAAUCAACUCAAUAUACUCUAUCUGGCCAAAACAUCACUCCUGCAACACAACCUACCUCAAACACCUCACCCACAGAUGACAAGGAGAGCUGUAGAGAUGUGCUUGGAGAAGAAACUAUUCAUUUCGAUUACCUAGUCUACGCCCUAGGUGCCACUCUCCCCGCUCCGGUGGACGUAUGGGGUGGUGAAUUACAUCCUCAAAUAGGACAUCAGGACGAACCGUUGGGUCAUAAGAUCAGAGGAGUUAGGUUUAUGGAAGCUCAGGCGCAAGUUUAUAAGAAAGUAAAGAGUGUUAUUGUUGUUGGAGGGGGAGCGUUGGGUAUACAAACCGCCACGGACAUCAAAGAUGUUUACCCCGAUAAAGAGGUCACUUUGGUUCAUUCUCGAGCUCAGCUAUUACCCAUCUACCCUAUGGAGAUGCAUGAAGGGAUCCUUCGAAACUUGAUCAAGAUGAACAUCCGAGUCAUCCUCUCUGAAAGAGUCAUCGAAUGGCCUCUUCAUCCCGGUAUCCCAUCCACCCCCAAUUCGAAAACUAUCCGUACCACCUCCGGUAGAACCCUCACAUCCGAUCUGGUCCUAGUCUGUACGGGUCAAAAACCCGCCACGACUCUCAUGUCCUCUCUCCUCCCCGAAAGCGUGGAUGAGAAAACAGGUAGGAUCCGAGUGCGACCCACGAUGCAACUAGAGAGGAUAGGAUGGGAGAACUGGUUUGCCAUUGGGGAUUGUGCGGAAACUGGGUCCAUACAAGCGGGUCAUGUCGCUUGGUGGCAGGGUAUGAUAGCGGCUAGGAAUGUGGUAAGGUUGAUCAAAGGGGAAGGGAAUUUGGAGGUUUAUGAGAAACAUGGACCUGCCAUAAAGGUUACGUUGGGAUUGAAUAACGCCAUCAUCUCCAAUUCUGACGGAGUGCGUGAGACAGAAGAAGGUGUGGAAGAUCUUCACGCGGACAUGUUAUGGUGA
Tremella mesenterica DSM 1558 is the source of this 1272-nucleotide messenger RNA. RefSeq lists its product as uncharacterized. Gene Ontology annotation, molecular function: electron-transferring-flavoprotein dehydrogenase activity; flavin adenine dinucleotide binding. The record is from RefSeq and is a predicted model, not a curated record. Lineage: Eukaryota; Fungi; Basidiomycota; Tremellomycetes; Tremellales; Tremellaceae. Bases 1 to 1272 code for a protein of 423 amino acids. The transcript has 6 exons. Gene Ontology annotation, cellular component: cytoplasm.